GCGCCAUUCUGCUCAGGGACUAGGAAUGAAUGACAUCGAGCUCUUUACAAUGACUCACUAGCAGGAAACAUAAAUACCUGCUUCGAUGGGAGCAUCACUUUACUUCCAACUCACCUUGUCAACAAUCAGCCAUCAGGAUGGAGGUUUCACACCCCGCGAAGGCAGAGCAGCAUGAUCUGCUGCUCGUGCUCGAUGCAACAUAUUCCAUGAGUUCCUUCUUGGCGUCGCUCAGAUCAUCCCUUCGUCAGAUAGUAUCCAUGUCGGUGCUCACCCGCUGUUUCUCGCGGAUUGGAUUAAUAGCCUAUCGUGACUACAGCGCCCCGACCCUGUUAGAAUGGUCCGGAUGGUACGAUACUUCACCGAAUGCGACGGGUAUACAGCCCGACCUACUCAAGAUUGCUGCGUCUCUUCGAACAGAAGGAAACUGGGACACCCCCGAAGCGGCAAAGACAGGACUGGCCAAAGCCUACGAAGUCAUGCGUCCGGAUGCCAGAACAGUGAUUCUCUUCUAUACGGACGCCCCUCCUCAUAUGGCCGGCAACGCUCAACUGCCAGACCUGUGGCGAACAGAGGAUAAUGGUGUACGCGAACACGAAGCCCUAUCAGUUCCUACGAGCUAUGGUGGCUUUGGCCCGGUGUUCAAGGACUGGGUUUCAGCAUGUAACCUGCUCCGUGAAGGCGAGAAGAAGGCCCAGGUCUUUUGUCUUCUCCAGCCACGCAUGUCCCAUUCUUUCGUUAGCUACUAUAACUAUCUUUGUACCAUGACACAAGGCUCAUGUAUCAUAUUGCAUGGUGACCUCCCUUCGGUUAUCACCAAGGUGACCGUUGAGGUCUUGUUGACAUGGAUGGGGAUAAGCAAGCAGGCUGUUGAGGAUACUGGUGAAGAAAGGUACUCGCAGCUUGUCAGCUACCCUGACAUGACGGGGAUAGAUACCAUCCGCAGUGAACGCGAUGAAGAAGCUAGCUUGUUCUUCCCGACCCCAGCAUCUUACGGUCCUGCUGGUAGCCUCAAGAUACAUCACCUGUCACCCUACAUUAUGGAGAAAUACAUCCACAAGAAAGGUAGCCCUGUCGCCGAUUUCGCCAAAUCAUGGGCUACCGAUCUAUCGUACCAAGAGCUAGCGGUUAAGCACCUGAAGCAUAUUAUUACGGAGGAUGUGAGUGUCAUCGCUCUCAAUGCAGUCUUCGCCACGCUCUGGCGCAACAUCUGCGAUGACCGAACCCACCCCGCCCGAUCCGAGUUACUCGACGCAUUCAGCUUACAUGUAAGCCGAAUAAAUAACGAUGAAGAUCGGUCCCGGAUGACGGAAUGGUUAGAGGCGUCAUACGACUACUCUGGAGAAGUUGCAGAACUUAUCAGCAGUGUCCCAGAGGCCGACCGAUUUCCCUGUGUUUGCUUCGAUCCUACCCUCUCUUUCAAGCACUCCAAUCCCAUUAAUAAAGAGAGGGCCCAGCAGGAAGCGGCGGAUAUUACCAAGUUCACGAGGGCAGAGCUUCUGGAGAUAGGCCGGUCAUGCCACCCAGACAUCCUUCGCCGUCUCGGCGGGGUUCUAACUCAGCUAACUUACAUUGAGAGUCCAGCUGACAUGCCUGAGCAUAUUGCGUCAAUGACGAAUAGAGAUGUCCCACGGAUUCCUAUGGCUCUCGCGAAAGACGAGUAUGAACGCCGUUUCUGGCGAAUCCUACUGCAUGUUGUUGUCCCGGGUACAAUGCUGUCUUCUCGGCCAGCCUCCAUUCUGGCUGCCUUUGCUUUAAGACUAGGUAUCACACCUUUAGUAACUGUAGCUGAGACGGAAGUACUGGCUAUGAGGGAAAAAUGGAACAACAUCGAGGCACCAGAAACAUGGACGGUUUCAUGUCUCUCCCUACUCGUUGAUGCUGAUCGCAAGUACCAACAGCGGCGGGCAUUGGAUCAGGCAACGGACCAUGCUGGUGAAGUCACCGCUGCAGUGAUCAAGCCACCGACGCUUUUGAAGCCGAGUGAUCGAGAGCUUUUUGAGAAGUUGAUCGCUUACCGGUUCUUGGAGCUGAAUCUCCACACAACGGUUACCGCUCAGAUUGGAUGGACGCCCGAAAAGACGGCAUUACCCAUCGGCCCUCUCGUCACCUGUCGGACCUGUCAGUAUCCACGAUCAGUCACCGUCAUGGGCCGGGAUGGACAAUGUGGCAUGUGUAUAAACGCGGGGUUUCCCGAGGCGUACGGCGCUACAAAGGAAGAUACCGAACAGACGCCGAUAACAUGGGUGGAAUGCUACUAUCCAGCCUGUAGGGUACAAUAUGUAGUAUAUGGAGUCCACAAGCUACGGGUCCGACCGAAAUGCUACUACUGCAGAGCACAGAAUGCUUCAAAGUCUACAGGGGACGCACAGCACUCGCUCCAGAAUGCGCCCUAUGUGGAAUGUCACCGGUGUCUGAGUCGGAUUAUCUGGCCGGAGCCAUAUCGCCCCGCUAACUUCUCCGAGGCUGAUUUUGUUUGCCCAGCGUGUAUGGCAGGCCGGCAGACAAUAGUGAGCGAGGAGACUAGUGCGGAGCAGCUGACUGGAGAAAACACGCUGUCCUGGCUCAUUAAAGACUCCCUGCAGCCAGAUGGUCAUAUUUUCAGCGACCGCUCGCUUUACCACACCGUGUCAACAAUCGGGCCGGAUAACUUUGUCUCUCGUAUCACGCUUUUCCCGGUGUUAAACCCGCGCCUCACAGUGCGAGGCAAGCUGAUUCAGAAUAGUGAAGCAAUAGUUUCCAAACUACAGGGUUGCGUAUCCCGAUAUCGCUCUGCGAGGAUCGCGUGCUCCCUCUGCUUCAGCAAUUUCCAUCCCACGGCGCUCAGCUCCGCCUGUGGACGUCGAGGCUGUCAGGAGCGGAUCUGCAAGGACUGUCUGUCGCACUGGUAUGGCCUUAAUACAGCCGGUAGAAUGAUUAACACGGCAGCCCUCGCAUGUCCCUUCUGUCGACGGUUCCCCUCAGCCAAAACAUUAGCUAAGCAUGGAAUGGGUAUUCAUGCCGUCGGAAAUCUUCAAGCUGCAAUCCAAGAACGUGGAACAUGGAUUUACUCCUGGUGCCGGGCUUGUGCUACGGCGAAGCCGUACCUGGAACGGGUUUGUGCCCAGGGAACGCCAACAGAGGUCACUAACUGGCGCUGUGAAGACUGCUCUGCGCCGCAAAAUACUCGAGUCAGACCAUGUCCGGGGUGUGGAGUCAUGACAGAAAAGAUCAGUGGAUGCGGCCACAUUGAGUGUGAAGUGGAAGAUUGCCACACGCAUUGGUGUUACUUCUGUGGGGGCAAGUUCGAUCAGGAUGCUAUCUACACUCAUAUGAAGGCAGCGCACGGCACAAUAUAUGACCGGGAAGAUGAGCUUUACGACGACUUUGACGACUAGUGUGCUAUUAAUGGACAUGAGCAGGAUUUUUCUACUGAAGUGAUGACGCUUAUAGCAAUAAUCUCGAUAUAUUAGCGAUUAUAUUAAUUUUGAAUAUAUAUUCUGUUUUAUACUCUUAGCCGAAUUUUGGGAUAAUACUGUACCUUGAAUUUCACUAUGUUUAUACAGAACCAGAAAAGACAAAACAGAGAAGAUUUUUCGUCCUAGC
Aspergillus caelatus is the source of this 3582-nucleotide messenger RNA. RefSeq lists its product as uncharacterized. The coding region runs from base 138 to 3374 and encodes 1078 amino acids. NCBI's taxonomy places the organism in Eukaryota, Fungi, Ascomycota, Eurotiomycetes, Eurotiales, Aspergillaceae. The transcript has a single exon. The record is from RefSeq and is a predicted model, not a curated record.